CAGGGCAGGGCGGCCGUGCCGGGAGCGCCGUGGCUGCCCCGUGUCCGCCGAUGCUCCAGCUGUGCCCGGUCACCUCCUCGCUGCUGCUGGGCACGGCCAGGGCGGCGUGCGACGAGGAGCUGCUGCUGCGGGAGGGGAUCACCUUGUGCGUGAAUGUCACCCGGCAGCAGCCGUUCCCCGGCCUGCGGCGGGUCCGCGGCAUCCGUGUGCCCGUGUUCGAUGACCCGGCCGAGGACCUGGCCCGGUUCUUCGAGCCGUGCGGUGCCGCUAUGGAGGAGGCCGUGCGGGCCGGCGGGAGGUGCCUGGUGUACUGCAAGAACGGCCGCAGCCGCUCCGCUGCCAUCUGCACCGCCUAUCUCAUGAGACACCGGCAGCUCUCGCUCAAGGACGCCUUCGAGGCUGUGAAAACUGCCAGACCUGUAGCAGAACCGAAUGCAGGAUUUUGGUCUCAGCUGCAGAAAUAUGAAGAAGAUUUGCAGUCUGCUCUGCUGAGCAAAGGACAUAAAAAUAGCUAUGUGUGAAGAUACUUUAAAGAAAGUGAAGUGACUUGCUACAGACUUUAAAAAAAAGGAAAAAAAAGCACUUCCUAAAUCACCUGUAUGUGAAACACUUUAUCCCCUGAUAUAUAUAAUAUAUAUAUUAUAACUGAG
Pseudopodoces humilis (Tibetan ground-tit) is the source of this 650-nucleotide messenger RNA. RefSeq names its product dual specificity phosphatase 28 (gene DUSP28). The record is from RefSeq and is a predicted model, not a curated record. Gene Ontology annotation, biological process: protein dephosphorylation. Lineage: Eukaryota; Metazoa; Chordata; Aves; Passeriformes; Paridae. Gene Ontology annotation, cellular component: cytoplasm.